AGAUAGUGGAUAGGAUGUGGGCAUUUGAAUAAAUAUUAAAGAAUCUAAUGUUUUUCUAUAAAUGAAAACUUGCAGCAACAAUUUGAGAAUGAAUUCUGUGUAUUACAAAGAACAUGAUGAUGGAAUUGCGUCACAUCAGGUGGGUUCACUGUCAUCUGGGCCUGGACCGUGGUGGAGUGGACUUGUGACUCAACCCACUUUUGAAGAUUCCGUCGGCCGAGUUAAGUCUUCAUCAAUGGAAAACUGUGGAGAACAACUCAUGCCUAUUGCCCCUAAACCGUCGCCUCGUGCCACUGAUCAGAAAGGGAAUAUGACGACUCAUUUCAAUGUCUUUUCUGGUGAGUCUAAGAAUUCAUCAAAUGCGCAAAAGUCAUUGCAAUUUCAGGCUGCUUUUACUAUACAAUCUUCUCCACAAGAGUAUGGGGGUCAUCUUGAGCUAGGAUUUAGUCAGCCGGCUGUGAUAUGUGGCAAUUAUCCUUUGGGCGAUCAGUAUUAUGGCAUGCUCUCUGCUUAUGGACCUCAAAUCGCGGGCCGGGUUAUGCUGCCUUUGAACUUGAGUUCUGAUGACGGACCUGUAUUUGUGAACGCAAAGCAGUAUCAUGGAAUAAUUAGGCGCAGGCGAUCGCGUGCUAAGGCAGAAAUGGCGAGAAAGGUUACAAAAAGCCGUAAGCCAUAUCUGCACCUGUCGCGCCAUCUCCACGCCAAACGCAGGCCAAGAGGCUGUGGGGGGCGGUUUUUAAACACAAAAGAAAUGGAAAAUGUUAAAGUUGGAAACCUGGAUUCGAAGCUGACUGAACAUCCAACAGGCUCUCAGAGAUCUGAGGUAGUGCAGUCAGAUCAGGAAACAAAUGGUAGCAGGAUCCACAUGCCGGUAUCAGAGGUGACAAGCACGUUUUCAAUGGGAGACCUCAAUCACUUCCCUAUUGGGAAUCUGUCAGGUGUUUCUAUUUCUGACAUGAUGAUGUCUGGUAAUGCCAUUCAUGGGUUUGGCAUGCACAACAAAUGGGUUGCAGCGGCUGGUGGCGGUGAUAACCGUUGUAACCUGGCAGUUUGAUGUGACAUGGGCCUUGAUGUGUCAGCACAUCAGGCCCUUUCUUUGAUUAGUCAAAUGGGGCUGGAUCGUUUCCUUGUUUGGCUAGGCAAAUCAUCCUUGGCUUUUGUGUUAAGGUUACGUCUCCAACCAUAAUUCUCCCUGUAAACAUUGUUUGCAGCAUUUUGGGAAUUGUUAAGAGACGACCUUAAUGCGUAUAAUAUGAUGGAUAAAUACCUCUUCAAGAUGUGUUUGUUUCAUCUAAUCUAAUCUAAAUUUAAAUAAAAUAUACAUGUUGCUUGAAUGAAUAAAUCUUGAAAAACUUUGUGUUUGAAUCAUGUGUGUUUUCUGACUUUCAGGCAUUUUAGAAAAAUGCAAUGUAUGAUGUUCUGUUUGUUACUUACACAAUUGUUGCUAUACUGAAAUUCCCCUUUUGUAAA
Molecule: messenger RNA, 1470 nt
Organism: Erigeron canadensis
Lineage: Eukaryota; Viridiplantae; Streptophyta; Magnoliopsida; Asterales; Asteraceae
Product: nuclear transcription factor Y subunit A-10-like
Exons: 5
Coding region: 62-1054 (330 amino acids)
Biological process (GO): regulation of transcription by RNA polymerase II
Cellular component (GO): CCAAT-binding factor complex
Molecular function (GO): DNA-binding transcription factor activity, RNA polymerase II-specific; RNA polymerase II cis-regulatory region sequence-specific DNA binding
Source: RefSeq, a predicted model, not a curated record